This is a messenger RNA of Aquila chrysaetos chrysaetos, 2797 nucleotides long. It is a transcript of the gene P2RX3, whose product is annotated as purinergic receptor P2X 3. Lineage: Eukaryota; Metazoa; Chordata; Aves; Accipitriformes; Accipitridae. Gene Ontology annotation, biological process: response to ATP; monoatomic cation transmembrane transport. Gene Ontology annotation, cellular component: nuclear inner membrane; plasma membrane. The coding region runs from base 1 to 1722 and encodes 573 amino acids. The record is from RefSeq and is a predicted model, not a curated record. The transcript has 14 exons. Gene Ontology annotation, molecular function: extracellularly ATP-gated monoatomic cation channel activity; ATP binding; purinergic nucleotide receptor activity.
AUGCCCCAGGUCAGCGGCAGAGAGGAGCCGCUCUGUGCGCCACCGCGGGAGGACCGAGCGACAAGGGCGCGGGCGGGGCCCAUAGAGCGCCCGGAGGACUCCCGGCUAGAGUGGAUGCGGCGUCCCGCACCACCCCCCCCGCCCCCCGCCAUAGAGGUGGGGGAUGGGCGGCUAGAGAGGCCGCCCCCUCCAGGCCUCACCUGCCGCGCUGCCUCGCCGGGCACCAUAGAGCGGCGGGAGGUCUCCCCGCCGGCCCCCCGCGCCGCGACCCCCAUUGCCUCCGCCCCCCGCCCUGCCCCCGCCCGCCUCCCGCCCUGCCUGGACCCCUGCCUGCUCCUGCCCGCCCUGCCCACCCCAGCCCUCGCUGCCGGUACCCCUGCCCGCUCCCGCCCUGCCCGCAUCGCCCCUCGCUGCCGGUACCGCUGCCCGCUCCCGCCCUGCCCGCAUCGCCCCUCGCUGCCGGUACCCCUGCCCGCUCCUGCCCUGCCCUGCCCAUGCCCCCCCCCGCACCCCGGCACCCGCUGGGUGACCGACUUCUUCUCCUACGAGACCACCAAGUCGGUGGUGGUGAAGAGCUGGGUGGUGGGGGCCGUCAACCGCGGCGUGCAGCUCCUCAUCCUCGCUUACUUCAUCGGCUGGGUCUUCCUCCAUGAGAAAGCCUACCAGGUGCGGGACACCGUCAUCGAGUCCUCGGUGGUGACCAAGGUCAAGGGCAUCGGGCGCUAUGCCGGCCGGGUGCUGGAUACGGCCGACUACGUCACCCCCCACCAGGGCACCUCGGUGUUCGUGGUGGUCACCAAGCAGAUCCUGACGGAGAACCAGGUGCAGGGCGUCUGCCCAGAGAGCGAAGCCGAGUACCGCUGCACAGCCGACCGUGACUGCCAGGGGAAGAGCCCCACCACGGGCAGCGGGGUGCUGACGGGGCGCUGCGUCCCCUACAACGGGUCCCUGAGCACUUGUGAGAUCCAGGGCUGGUGCCCGCCGGAGGUGGACACUGUCGAUGUACCCGUCAUGCUGGAGGCUGAAAACUUCACCCUCUUCAUCAAGAACAGCAUCCGCUUCCCGCUCUUUGGAUUUGAGAAGGCCAACCUGCCGCCCCCCGGCAGCUGGGGGGAGCUGGGGCGCUGCCGGUUCCACCCCGAGCGGCAGCCCCUCUGCCCCAUCCUGCGGCUGGGGGACGUGGUGCGCCUCGCCGGGCAGGACUUCCCCACGCUGGCCGCCACCGGUGGGGUGCUGGGCAUCAAGAUCGGGUGGGUGUGCGACCUGGACCGCGCCUGGGAGCGCUGCCUGCCCCGCUACUCCUUCACCCGCCUGGACGGCCUUGCCCGACCCCCCGCCCCGGCCCCCGGCUACAACUUCAGGCACGCCCGGUACUACCGCUGGCCGGAUGGCACCGAGCGCCGCACCCUCACCAAGGCCUUCGGCAUCCGCUUCGACGUCCUGGUGUACGGCAAUGCUGGGAAGUUUGGCAUCGUCCCCACCCUCAUCAACACGGUGGCAGCUUUCACCUCUAUUGGCGUGGGCACAGUGCUGUGCGAUAUCAUCCUGCUCAACUUCCUGAAGGGAGCCGAGCACUACAAGGCCCGCAAGUUCGAGGAGGUGCCAGAGGCUGGCGUGCCCGCGCCCCCCACCAGCCCCACGGCAUGUCCCCUUGGGGCGCUGGGGGGCUGCAGCCGAGACAAGCAGUCCACCGACUCGGGCACCUUCUCCCUCGGCCUCUAGCUCUGGGUGCCAUGGGACAGCCCCCCACCUGCCCCCCACUCUGGGGCAGCCCCCUGCCUGCACCCGGCCGGGGAGCCCCCGCACCCUCCCCGCCCCAGUCCCCCCAAUGGCUGGCACCCCCUUUCCCACACUGGCAGUGGGACAGGGCACAGGGGGCAUAUGGGGCAGUGGGUGACGCUGGUGGCCGUGGGGCAGGGGGGGCCAUGGGGACGACGUCGGGGCCGCAGUGGUGGCAGCAGGAGCACAGGGGACAGGGCACAGGGUGGCACUGGGGAUCACGGCAGGACAGUGGGGGCACAGGGUGGCUGAGGGGGGAGGAUGGGGGUGAGGAACAUAGGGUGGCCCCGGGGGUGGCAGAGGGACACAGGGGACGUGGGGGGGUGGCACGGGGGAUGUGGGGAGAAUGGGGUGGUCCCAGGGGUGGCAGAGGGGCACAGGGCUCCAGGGAUGUCCCACAAGGGCUGCCCAGGUGGGCACCAGGGCUGGGGUGCCUGGGGAGUGGGGAUGGGGGACACAGCCCUCUGGGUGCCACUCUGCUGACCCCCCGCACCCCGUGACCCCCAGUGCGUGUGUGCCCAGUGCCACCGCGGGAACCUGGCCCCCAUCCGCAGCCCGCUCAUCUGCACCGGGGCCAGCGCCCACAGCCGGGUGAGGGGCUCGCCGGGACCCCCGCCGGGCUCCUCCUGCCCACCCUGUCCCCAGUGCCCACCCUGGGUGCCCCAGCCCCAUCCCCAGGGUGCCCCAGCCCCACUGUCCCCCCCUGACCCAGGUCCCCAGUGCUCCCCUCACCAGGUGCCACCUGGCUGGGGGGGUCCGGGGGGUCCCACCCCAUUUCCCCUGGGUCCCCACAGCUCCCACACCUCCAGCAAGGGGCAGGGGCUGGGGUGGGCACCAGGGCAGUGGGUGCUGUUGGGUGCCAGGGGUGACACCCCAAGCCCCCCCCCCCCAAGAUGGGUGCUGGGGACAUGUGGGCUGCCGGGCCCUCUGUGACCCCCCCCAGGACCUCCCUGCUCCCAGCCUGCCCCACAGUGGGGGGGCUGCACCCCCCACCCCAAUAAACCUUUGGCUUGCAGCA